AUGCCAGCAACAAGAAGUCCAAGCGGUCUCAGCACUCGAUCCGCAUCCUGGAACUACUCGAAUGCAGAAUCGUUCAACGACGACAUGUACUCGAACAUGACCUUCUACGACACACGUCCACAGCCAUGUCACCCACACUACGCAACCCUGCCCAGAAACUUCAGGAACAUGAACAACAACAAAAGACAGUGCAGGUCUGAAUUACCACCACCAUACACUGGCACGGAAAGGUUCUCAGACGACUUCACCCACGGCGACUCUGGCUACAGCUCCACCGGCACACCCUCUCCAGAGCCAGAGUCCUGGCAUCUACCCACCCGCCAAUGCACACUCCUGAGACACCCCACCAACGACCGCCGCUGCAAAUCAGACUACUACUUCAUGCACCGACCCUCUCCAGACAAAUUCACACAACCCAGCAUCGAGCACGGCAUAGCCUCCGGCCCAACCAACCCGAUAAUCUCCUUUGUGUGCGGCAUGCAACCUCUAUCUCUUUUUCCCAACAACGANCAAAUCAAGCAACAAGAAAAACGCCGUCGCAUUACCAACAACGAUUUCUCGAAAUCGGAUGCGGAUCCUUUGACUUAUAUCCGCGACAAUUGCGAAAACGCCACUAGAGCUUUGUCUAGUCAUCGGAAAUUACACAAUUGUGAUUGCGACUUUGCGUAUCUGGAUAACAGAAAGAGAGGGACAGGAAGUGUGUGGAGGCGAGGAGAAGCUGACGAAGGCGAGCUUGUUGUUUCGAGAGCAGAUCUUGGUCCAUCGAGACCGUGUAAGAAGACUUGGUUUACUGGGUGGUUUGUUAGGCAGCAUCUGGCAUACCACGAUCGCUAUUGUGCUUGUGGGUGUUUUGGAGUCAAGAAAUGA
This is a messenger RNA of Aureobasidium vineae, 867 nucleotides long. NCBI's taxonomy places the organism in Eukaryota, Fungi, Ascomycota, Dothideomycetes, Dothideales, Saccotheciaceae. The record is from the annotation of a GenBank genome assembly.